Molecule: messenger RNA, 1328 nt
Organism: Corythoichthys intestinalis (scribbled pipefish)
Lineage: Eukaryota; Metazoa; Chordata; Actinopteri; Syngnathiformes; Syngnathidae
Exons: 5
Coding region: 136-837 (233 amino acids)
Source: RefSeq, a predicted model, not a curated record
ACGCGAUAUUUCAGUCGGAGCAAUGCGGAAAUGUCACAUAACUUCGUUUUGAUUAGCUAAUUAUACAUCAAGUUGGCAAACCAGCCUAAUUAACAGCGGCGCGUUACAUUGUGGCGUUUGACUUUGCUGUGAGCCAUGAGUGAACUAUUUGAAUGCAAACAACCCGACACAUGGAGGAAAGUUGAAGGCAAAUAUUGGCAUGUGGUGGAAGCUAAAAGCAAGAGCAAGAAAGCAUCCGGCGGGAAGCUUCAAAACCUCGACAAGUGGUACCAAGAGGAGCUGCCUGCUACCAUCUCAAGUCGAUGUGAUAAACAUGUCACUCUGUCAGAGAUGGUCAAGCUGAUGGAGUGGAAGCUCACAAGGGGCAAGUUCAGGCCUCGUCUGCAGCAGCUCGUGUCUUCCAACAGUGAAUCGGCGGUGGCCGAAUGUUCCCGUAAGGCCUUCAACCUCCUGCCUGAUGUCGCCGCCGCCAUCUCGGAACUCGGCUCAUUGAAAGGAGUCGGCCCAGCCACUGCGUCAGCGGUGUUAGCCGCGGGAGCUCCCGAACAGACCGCGUUCAUGUCAGACGAGGCCGUGGCGAGCGUACCGGGGCUCUUGCCCAUUCAGUACACAGCCAAACACUAUGCGUUCUACCUGAACAAGAUGGUGGAAAUGACCAAAACACUUAACAAAGACCCUCAACCCGAUUGGACGCCCCAAAGGUUGGAGCGCUGUUUGUGGGCGCUAACCGUCGCUAAGCAACAGCAGCUCCCGCUUCUCGGAGGUGUUGUCGGUGUGGCGGAGAAGCGCUCGGUUGCUGAGGAUCACAGAACAAGCAAGAAACUUAAAACCAGAUAAGGAAAUGAAGUGUAUUUGUAUGACUAAUACAGUAAUAAAAAAUCUUUCAUGGGAACCAGUGGAAUAAUGAAAAGUCAGUUGAAUGUCGCCACAGUAUUGUUUAUUUAUAUAGUUUCCAAAUGAAAGCAAAAUACAAUGACCAGUACAAAAUAAAAGAAAAUAUAUUAAUAUAUAUAUACAAUAUAAAAUGGUUCAGUUUUCUAACAUUUAAAAAGUAUAUACAACAUGUAAUGAAAGAAUUUGUGAUGACUUUGACACAAAUUCUACAGUACAGAUGGACAUUGAGUCAUCAAAAUAGCUUUUUGUUGUAAACGCUGGGUUGGCGCGACCUCGCGUCUUCGAGAUCGAACCUUUUUGUGAGUUUGGCACCGUUUCGCCGAAGCAAAAAGUAGCGAAUGGAUGUGCGUGGCUACCUGAGUGGCUUUUACGGCUCUCAGGAUUAAUCAACCUAAAUAAUAAAAUAAAAUUGAGGCAGCAUCCAUGGUUUUCAC